Aspergillus piperis CBS 112811 is the source of this 1967-nucleotide messenger RNA. Its product is annotated as DMT family transporter. NCBI's taxonomy places the organism in Eukaryota, Fungi, Ascomycota, Eurotiomycetes, Eurotiales, Aspergillaceae. Bases 241 to 1554 code for a protein of 437 amino acids. Gene Ontology annotation, cellular component: membrane. The transcript is spliced from 6 exons. The record is from RefSeq and is a predicted model, not a curated record. Gene Ontology annotation, biological process: regulation of peptide transport.
CCCGAUCUUGCUCCGUCCACACCCCCUUCUUCAUCGCCUGCUGGAACAGGUGGUGUCUUUCAACGUGUACGGCUUAUUAUUUGCGCCCAUGAUCUAGGAAGAACACUCGCGGUCCGGGGGGUCUAUCAUACCUCGCGUGCGCCGGCGGGGAACUCUAUAGAGCCUCGACUCUCAGCGAGUCCUUCUCUUAUCGCCCGCUAUUGACAGCCAGAGAAAGUACGCGGAAAGCACUCAGAAACCAUGGAAGCACCCGAGACCACGGAAGGCUCCAUCUUGGUCGGCGCCGCGAGACGAACAUUGGGCAUUUGCCUGCUGCUCGUCGUGGUCUUCCUAUGGACGGCCUCGAACUUCCUCGCCAGUACAAUAUUCGCCGACGAUACAUACUCCAAACCGUUUUUCGUGACAUACAUCAACACCUCGUUAUUCAUCCUUCCUCUCUUCACAAUUCUCUCUAGACGGCUCUUGAAACUAUGGCGGGCAGGGAAGCUCUACCGGGUUAGGUCUUUCAAGGGCCUAUUGGAGCACCUCGAUUCUCAUGAUACGAACGUCGAGGCACGGGGUAUACUCAGUCACAAUGCAGGAGGGGAGCGUUGGCGCAGCGAGGACGAAGACCCUGAAACAUGGGCUGGUGCUAGGUUCAAUGCUGCAUCUCAGGGCCAGCCAUCUAAGCUGGGAUUGAAGGCGACAGCUAAACUGAGCUUUGAGUUCUGUUUGUUAUGGUUCUCCGCAAACUACUUCGCAAUGGCCUGUCUCCAAUACACAACAGUAGGAAGCACCACAAUUCUCACCUCAACAAGCGGAGUCUGGACCCUCAUUUUCGGCGCCCUAAUCGGCGUUGAGCGCUUCACCAUCCGCAAGCUCAUCGGAGUAAUCGCCUCUUUAAUCGGCAUCAUCCUUAUAUCCCGCGUCGACAUGUCACCCCCCAACAACCCCAGCAAUACCAGCGGAAGCGGAAGCGGCAGCACCUUCCCCUCCAAAACCCCCGGCGAAAUCGCCCUCGGCGACGCAAUGGCCGCAUUCAGCGCCAUCCUAUACGGCGUAUACACCAUCGUGCUGAAAAAGCAAGUGGGAGACGAAUCCCGCGUCAACAUGCAACUAUUCUUCGGCUUAGUAGGACUAUUCAACACGGUCCUCCUCUGGCCGGGCUUCAUUAUUCUUCAUGUCCUCGGUAUAGAAACUGUCGGAAUGCCUGAUACGGGGAGAGUCUGGACGAUUAUCUUGGUAAACGCCCUCGCCUCCCUCGCCUCCGACAUCGCCUGGGCCUACGCAAUGCUCCUCACCACGCCACUAGUAGUAACCGUGGGAUUGAGUCUGACGAUCCCGCUCUCGCUUGUGGGCCAGAUUGUGCUUCAGGGACAGUAUGCGAGCGGGUUGUACUGGGCUGGGGCUACAGUGGUGUUUUUGUCGUUUUUGGUGGUUAAUCAGGAGAGUCGCGAGGUGGAUGGGGAGGGCCCUGUGGUGGUGGUUGGGAGGGGAGGGGCUGGGGCGGAGACUAGUGCUGGGUAUGAGGCUAUUCCUGGGGAUGGUGGUAAUGAGUAUGGAAGGGAUAGGUGAUAAGUAUCUAUACCUGCUAUGGAGGUGUUGGUACGUUAGAUAGGUAGUAGGCAAGGGGCUUACUUUACUAUCACUGAUUGAGGAAACUGCUGAGGAUGGAAGCAAAUUUGGUAGUGAAAUUAGCAUUGACACAAUGUGCUCAUGUCUGAAGCACAGAGAGGAUUAUUGGUACUAAAUAGAAUUACAUGACCACAGUCAGACACAAGGUGUGCUGUGUGGGAGGAAUCAAAGUGUGAAGAAAUACAUGAAGAGCACGCAAAACCCGCAUCACUUCUCAUGUCAUCCAGGACAAUCAAGCCAUACGCGAGACUAACCCAACUCGUAAUGUCUCUUACUCGCGGGGUCUCAACAUCUCAUACAAUCAGUUAUAAAAUCACAAGACAUUAAGACAAAAUAUCAUGAAGAACAUUGGG